AUGGCCGGUGGCACCAGCGGCACGAGCGCGGAGGGCAUGGCGGAGCGCGUGUCGCGUCUGUCAGCCAUAGCGGCGGCGGCAGAGAGCCUUGCGCUCGCGCUCUCGCGCCGAUUCCACUGGCCGCUGCCCCCCUCUCUCACGCCACCUCCCCGCUACAACCCACCUCUUCCCGACCAGCGCGAGAGGUCGAAAAGUGGCGGCCCGCUUUCCCCUUCCGCGCCUUCCGCGCCUUCCGCGCCUUCCGUGCCUUCCCCGCCUUCUCCUCGUACAGGCGGCUGCAGUGCUCGUAGCUGGGCGGGCGCGCGGAUAGAUAAGAGGCGGAGGAGGCGGCGGGGGAUAGUGGGAGGGCGGAGGGAAAGCGAAGAGAGGGGGUCGUGUGAGUGUGAGAGCGAGCAGGCGUUUUUCUAUGAAGGCGCGCCCGCUGUGGUGAGAGUGGCGGGGGCAGGGGUUGGCGCAGGGUGGGGCUUGGAACUGCCGGGUGAUUUGUCCGUGGAUGCGUUACUGGCACGUGACGUGGCAGCUGACGUGGCACACGAUGUGGCAUGUGACGUGGCACGUGAUGGGUCGGUGGAAGGUCUGAUGGCAGCAGGAGAGCGUGUGCAUGCAGAGGCAGAAGCAGCAGGAGGAGGGUCAGCAGAAGCAGCUGCAGUAACAGGAGCAGGAGGAGGUGACGGAGCAGCAAGAACAGCAGAAGCAGAAAUAGCAGCAGGUGCAGAAGCAGCAGCAGCAGCAGCAGCAGCAGCAGCAGCAGCAGCAGCAGCAGCAGCAGCAGCAGCAGCAGCAGCAGGAGGAGGAGGAGCAGCAGGAGCAAACGGACUAACAGGCUCUAGCAGAGAAGAGCUUCCCCUUCCCUCGCUCCCCCACGCGCCGCUCUCCUCUUCCACCUCUGCCCCUGCUCUCCCCACUAUGCCUCCCCUGUCCCUCCUCGCCUCCCUCCCCCCGGCAUCCAUGGCUGCCCUUGCCUGCUCGGAACAAGUCUCGAGUCUACAUGGCCACAAGUGGUGCCGCCACGUCAGCGCCAAGGUGGCAAAGCUGGUCGCCAGGUGUCUGCGAGUGAUUGGAGCGGAGGCACAGGCGGUGCUGCUGGCUGCAGUGAGGGGAGGGGGAGGAGGAGGAAGAGGAGGAGGAGGAGGAGGAAGAGGAGGAGGAGGAGGAGGAGGAGGAGGAGGAGGAGGAGGAGGAGGAGGAGGAGGAGGAGGAGGAGGAGGAGGAGGAGGAGGAGGAGGAGGAGGAGAAACACUGGCCGAUCACCAUGCAAGGGAGAAAAGAGAAGCACACGUAGCAAGAUUCUCUUUGCAACCUCCCCUUCCUCCUCUUCCCCCUCUGCCUCCCUCAGCCCAUGCCACCAUCCCAUGCCCCCUUCUCUCCCGCACGCUGCAGUGGCUGGGAGCGGUGCUGCAUAAGGGCAUUCACCGCUGCAGGGAUUGUAGAAGCAUCAGGGGUGCGUGCGGGUCCAGUGAGAGUGCAUGUGCAGAAGCAUCAACAGCAGGGGGUCCGGCGAUUGAAGAAGCGACUCAGGGAGCAGCAGCAUCAGCAGCAGCAGCAGGGGUGGAGAUUGCAUCAGGAGGGAUGGAGAUCGGUGCAGGAGUGGUGGUGGGCGUUCUUUGCUGUGCCUUGGACACUUGUACCCCUUCCUCCCGCCUUCAAGAUUACACAGCUGACGUCGCACUUUCGACAGCCAAUCGCAGCUCUCGCUCUGAUUUCCGGCCUCUUUUGGAUUUUGACGCGGUUCCUCUGGUCAAGCCGUCUCCUCUGCAGCUGCCAAGCCAUGGAAACUAUUCCACACAGCUCACCACCACAGCAGGGCAUAGGGGGAAUGUCAGGAGGCGGCGCACCAAGUACAGAUCGCAGGGGCGAAGACAAUCGCAGUAUGAGGUACUGCGCUCUAUCAUAGACACCAACAUGAAUGCAAUCGAGGAAGCAGGUGGCAUCGGCUGCUUAACUGCUGCUCCUGAACCAUUCCCUGCUUCUGCUGCUCCUCCUACCCAUCUUGCCACUCACCCUCCUCAAUCCACACAUCCUCCCAGCUCCACCCACCUUCCUCCCUCCACUCAUCCUCCUCCGUCCAACCACUUUCCGCUGGCUGCACGACAGUCCUCUUACCGGUCCCAUACUCCCGCUCCUGCUCAGAAUCCCAAGGGAGCACAAGGCAAGGCAGGGAGCAUAGGAACGAGUCGAGGGGACGGUGAGAGGGAAGGAAAUGGUGCUUUGGUUGGAGAGGAAAAGGAGGGGAGGAGUGGAAAGCGGAAGUAUGAAGAUAUGAAGGAGCGGGGAGAGCAGGGGUGGGAGAAGGAGAAGCAGAAGAGAGGUGGGAGCGAAACGAGGUCAUAUGGUGAAGAGGAGUUGAGAGCGACUGGGAGGGGUGGAAGGGAAGGGAGUGGGGGAGAGAGGCGGCCUGGGUUGCUGGUUGAGCAAUGGAGCGACAGAGGUGGGCAGCAAGGAAUGGAUCAGAGUAGUCAUAUUCUCCAUCGGAGGGAUGACUCAGGAAGGCAUGGGCGCAGGGGGAUGAAAGGCACUAGUGAAGCCAAGGUGGUGGAGAGAGAUAUGGAUCGGUGGGAACCGGUUGAGGAAGGCAGUGUUCAAGGGGGGAGCGCGGAAGAAGCGGCGCGGGUAUACGACAUGGCGGCGCGGCUGCUGCGUGGCCGCUCCGCCAAGCUCAACUUCCCCGGAGAGCGCCCGGCUCCCGUGGCGCUGCCACGUGGCACCGCCGAGGCGCUGCUCCGCGCGAGUAAAGAGGCGGCGAUCAAGCUGCAGCAGGUGGGUGGCGACGGCAGCGGCGGCGCGGGGACUAGCGGCGCACAGCCGCAGAUUCGCGUGGAAUCGGGAGUGGAGCUACGUGCACCAGGCAAGGAGGAGCAUGGCGGACCGAGCAAGGAGGAGCAAAGCGCACUGGUCUGCGGCGGCGGCGCACAGAUGUCGAAAAGAAGCGGCGAGGAAGUCGAGCAGGCUGGGAGCGCGGCCCCACCGCCAAUAGACAUCCUCCCCGCGGCGGCGGUCUCAAUUCUGCAGCGGGCCCUCGCGUCGGAGGGAAGAGACGCGGCGAUGAACGUCCGAACUUCAGCUCAUCAUGUCGCCACGCCUACUCCCACGCCUAGCAGCGCGAGCCAUCAGCGCGUUUCCGCGUGCAGUUCCCCCGAUCCCUGCGGAAGCGACGACACCAGCAGCGCCAGCGCCGCGGAGGAAGAGCACAGUAGCGCAGCCGCGGCUAAGCAGAAACGACGCCGGCCGUCAGCCGCUCCCACCGGCGCCGCUGGUGCCGCGGAGGCAGAGCCGUCGUCCUGGGGACGCCCGUGGAAGCGCGCUGCUUCAGCUGACGCCGCUCUGGAGCACUACACGCAGGCAUAUGAUGGCACUGGCACAGCACCUCCGGCCAAAGCGACUUUUCCCGCUUCUGCGUCGGCGCGAGAGGCUGCUCCUGCUGUGCAGGGCUGUGGUGGAGAGGAGGAGGCUGCGGACCUGGCUUGCCGCAGCCGCAGCCGCUACACCAGCAGCGAUGCCAUGGGCGGCUGGUAG
Messenger RNA from Closterium sp. NIES-65, 3513 nucleotides. The record is from the annotation of a GenBank genome assembly. NCBI's taxonomy places the organism in Eukaryota, Viridiplantae, Streptophyta, Zygnematophyceae, Desmidiales, Closteriaceae.